AUGGAGGCGCCUCAAUUCACUGAAACACAGCCUACUCAACAAUCACCUCCUACACAAACUCAAAACAGACUACAAUCAAAUCCAAAUCAAAUAUGUCAACUACUAUGUACCACGGGUCAAUACGCAAACAAAACGCUUAGUAUAACUGACAAACCCGAAGAAGAUGGUAAAAUUGUGUGGUAUUUUGGUAGAUCUGGAGAUGCUGAUUUACAACUCACAUCGUCGUCACGUUUAUCGAAUAGACAUUUUAUGAUUUGGUUUAAUUUGAAGGACAAUUCGUUAUGGCUUAGGGAUACAUCAACAAAUGGAACAUAUCGUAAUGGACAAAGAGCAGUAAAGGGAUCAAAUUAUUUACUCAGUCAGGGGGAUGAAAUAAGUGUUGGGAAUGGAGUUCCCAAGGAUGUGGUUAAAUUUAUUGUAGUGUUUACUGACCGGUUCAACCCUGCUUUGUCCCCCGAUACAAACAUCAAAGACGAGGGCAUUUAUAAGGAUUAUAUUAUCAAAACUGAAACAAUUGGACAGGGGGCGUUUGCUACAGUGAAGAAAUGCAUUGAACGAUCAACGGGGAAUUCAUAUGCGGUAAAAAUUAUAAAUCGAAGAAAAGCAUUGAGUAGCACAGGCGGUGCAAGUGCAUUAUCUGGAGCUGAACGUGAACUAUCCAUCUUGAGAAAACUACAUCAUCCAAAUAUCGUGUCCCUAAAGGGAUUUUAUGAAGACGCAGAUAAUUACUAUAUAAUCAUGGAGUUAGUGCCUGGGGGUGAUUUGAUGGGAUUUGUGGAAGAUUUUGGCCCUGUUGGUGAAGAAGCUACAAAAGUGAUUACCACGCAGAUCUUAGAAGGGAUAAACUAUGUACACCAAUUGGGAAUUUCACACAGGGAUUUGAAGCCAGACAAUAUUUUGAUCAUGCAAGACGAACCUAUUUUAGUGAAAAUUACAGACUUUGGGCUAGCCAAGUUUAGUGAUAACCUGACCGUUAUGAAGACAUUUUGUGGGACUUUGGCUUAUCUUGCACCUGAAGUGAUUACAGGAAAAUAUGGCCUGUCACAGGCGAGUCAAGCCAACAGCAAUUAUUCCUCGUUGGUGGAUAUAUGGUCAUUGGGGUGCCUAGUAUAUGUGCUUUUAACUGCACUUGUUCCUUUCCCAGGAAAUAGUCACCAAAAGAUGUUUGCAAGGAUUAAAAAAGGAGAGUAUCAAAAAGCUCCACUAGAUUCAUUUAAAAUCAGCAAAGAGUGCCAGGAUUUUCUUCGUUGUUGUUUACAAGUUAACCCCGAGGAUAGAUUUACUGCAGCCGAAGCUUUAAAGCAUAAAUGGCUUUGUGAAGAUGAACCACCUGAAUCUUCACAAAAACCAUUAAGUCUAUCACAGUCACAAUCACAACAAUCACGAAAAGUUGACAAUAGUCAGUUUGAUUCAUUGAGCAGAAUUGAUGAGGACUUUAUGCUUCGACCUUUGGAUAGUGAAAAGAACCGAAAGACUUCGAAACAGAAACAAAAUGAUUUUAAAGUCCCCAAGAGGGUGGUUCCAUUACCACAGUCACAAGUACCUGUAUCACAACCAUUGCCAAUGUCACAACCAUUGAAACGUCCAUAUCAAAUUGACCCUGUCACGAAUAAACUAGAUGGAUCUACCAAACGAGUAAAGUUGGAGCCUCAACAAGGAGCCAGUGGCAAUGUCUCUAUCAAGAAGGAGGAUUUGAUGGAUGACAGCGACGACACAACACUUUUGACGCUAGAUCCAAUACCAGAAUCUCUAUACACUAAGGCUAUACCGAUUUCAAGUGUCAGAUUUGCCAUUGGACGUGCUGAUGUUUGUAAUACUGCAAUUAGCGAUGACCGGUUGUCAAAGAUACAUUGUAUAUUCAAAAAGGACAAUGGCACUGUUUGGCUACUAGAUAUGAGCACCAACUCAUGCAAGGUUAACAAAGUUGUGCUUGGAAAAGGAAAGAAAAGACAAUUACUUGAAGGUGAUACAGUUUAUCUUUUCGAUGAUAAUAUUAAUAAAGAGUUUAUUGCGUUUACAGUGAGGUUGAGCGAACCAGACUUGGCGGAUGUCUCAAUGAAAACUUCGGAGAUCAAAGUGUUGGAACAAAGUUUGGAUGAUUUGAAAUUAAAAGAACUGCUCAUUGAAAGUAUGUAA
Messenger RNA from Lodderomyces orthopsilosis Co 90-125, 2136 nucleotides. RefSeq names its product serine/threonine/tyrosine protein kinase (gene RAD53). The transcript has a single exon. NCBI's taxonomy places the organism in Eukaryota, Fungi, Ascomycota, Pichiomycetes, Serinales, Debaryomycetaceae. The record is from RefSeq and is a predicted model, not a curated record. Gene Ontology annotation, molecular function: DNA replication origin binding; ATP binding; protein serine/threonine kinase activity. Gene Ontology annotation, biological process: deoxyribonucleoside triphosphate biosynthetic process; DNA damage checkpoint signaling; DNA replication initiation. Gene Ontology annotation, cellular component: nucleus; cytoplasm. The coding region runs from base 1 to 2136 and encodes 711 amino acids.